AUGGGGAGUGGCGAUGCCACUCUCGACUGGUUGUGGUGGGGUCGUUCGAGGUUCGCCAGUGAGGUAUACCGGGUGGUUAGCUAUUGCAAAGCCGCGUUGUGGCCGGCGGCGGAUGGUGGGCGAGGGCUCGCUGCGACCUGCGCCUACGCCAACGCCAUCACGAAAUCAAACGGAGCGGUAAGGACAGCGGUGCCAAUGACAUGCCUGAGUCGACGGGUGGAAUGGGGGGAGUGGGGGCGAGUGGAGGGGGAGUGGGGGGGAGUGGGUGUUGUUGGAGGGAAGCGUGUUAGAGUGAGACGGAAGGUGGCCAGACGCGGGGCGGGGCUCGUCUUGCGCUACGGCGUAUCGCCGACGUACAUAUAUAGA
This is a messenger RNA of Iphiclides podalirius (scarce swallowtail), 366 nucleotides long. The record is from the annotation of a GenBank genome assembly. NCBI's taxonomy places the organism in Eukaryota, Metazoa, Arthropoda, Insecta, Lepidoptera, Papilionidae.